GUGUUGCGUGUAUCGGUGUGUGGUUGCGAGUGUGCGACUGAAAGUGGUUGUGGCUGGCUUGUUGGGUGUCGCAAAGGGGGGAGUCGUCGGGGGCCUAAAGAAGGCAACGUGUUAGUGGAAAAACUGCUUUUGAAAAAAGGGAAAAUUUUUCACCAAAAGCCCGCCCAAAAUAAGGAAAACUGCAACCUGCUGAUCCCCAUCACCCCACAAAUCCCCCCCGAUUGGAUGUUGAUGUUUAAUGGCACUAGCAAGCCCAAGAUGAGCAUGUCGUGGCAUUUUUGAGCAUCAUCGAUCUUUGUUUGUUUGCCAACUUUCGGUUCGAGUUCUCCAAGUUCAAAAUCGCUGCAGUCACCCAGAGAUCCAUAAACAGACCCUUAACCCAAAACCCAAGCCCGCUCCCAAUCCCAAUCCCAGCGAGCAGCCCACGAUGCAUAUCAAGAGUCUGCCCCACGCCCAUGCCGCUGCCACGGCGAUGAGCAGCAACUGUGACAUCGUCAUCGUGGCCUCCCAGCCGCAGACGACUAUAGCGAAUAACAAUAACAACGAUACGGUCACCCAGGCCACGCAUCCCAGCCAUUUAGCAGCAGCUCAGCAACAACAGCAACAACAGCAGCAGCAACAGCAGCAGCAGCAGCAUCACCAGCAGCAGCAGCAAUCAAGUGGACCUCCGCCAGCACCGCCGCCGCCCACGGAGCUGCCACUGCCCUUCCAAAUGCACCUAACCGGGAUCUCGGCGGAGGCGCACAGUGCCGCCCAAGCAGCGGCCAUGGCAGCCGCCCAAGCUGCAGCGGCACAGGCAGCGGCGGCCGAACAGGCGCCCCCACCGCCCCCGCACCUGGCGCACCUACACAGUCCGACGAUCCCCAGCGAUCACUAUUUGUCGAGCAACGGACAUGGCGAACAUCCCGGCGAGAGUGCCCCCGGGAGCAAUGGUAGUGCUGGUGGUGCCGGCGGUGGUCGGGAGCACGAGAAGCCCUUCCACUGCACUGUGUGCGAUCGCCGAUUCCGGCAGCUGAGCACUCUGACCAAUCACGUGAAGAUCCACACCGGCGAGAAGCCCUAUAAGUGCAACGUUUGUGAUAAGACCUUCCGUCAAUCGUCGACUUUGACGAACCAUCUGAAGAUCCACACGGGUGAGAAACCCUACAACUGUAACUACUGUCCCAAGCAUUUCCGUCAGCUGAGCACCCUGGCCAAUCACGUCAAGAUCCACACGGGUGAAAAGCCGUUCGAGUGCGUGAUUUGUAAGAAGCAGUUCCGUCAGUCCAGCACGCUCAACAAUCACAUAAAGAUUCACGUCAUGGACAAGGUCUACGUUCCUGUAAAGAUCAAAACGGAAGAGGAGGAGGGGUGACUAGGACGCAUGGCGUUGGCGGCACACCACCAUCAGCAGCAUCAGCACCAGCCGCAGCAGCAGCCGCAGCCGAACCACCACCCACAGCCGCAGCAGCAGCACCAGCAGCAGCCGCAACACCACCAGCAGCCUCCGCCUCCGUCCCAACAGCUCUCUCAGAUCGAGGAGCACCAACAGCGAGGAGUGACCGUCACCACGCUACACCAUCCGCAUGGCAGUAGCACUGGCUCUCCGCACCAUCACUUCAAUCUGGGGGAUCUCUCCAGCGCCAUGCAGCUGGGAGCUGUCACUGCGGAUGGCAACUUUGUUACCAUGGGCGGUGUGGUGGUGGGACGGAUCCAGCACUCUCGCGAGGAGUUGCAGCAGCUGGGCGUGAUCAAGGUCGAAUCGCCAUCGAAUGGUGCGACAGGCACAACGCAGCGCGAGGGAUGAGUCGAUGAGCUGCUCCUCGAAAUGCUCAAGGAGGAGAUCCUUGAUCCGUGUGUGAAUGAUGAUGAGGAGUUAGAGUUAGAGGAUGAGGAGGAGGAUCCAGAGCAUUCAGAAGAGCAGCGAUGAGCCGUGUUUGGUUUAAAUGUGUGACUAAGAACUUACCAAGAUGAAUGUAUAGCAAACGCUUCAAAAGUAGCUAACCGAGAACCCCAAGAGAAGAGCCAUCACCACCGGCCAGAGAGCUCACAGAAACCCAAAACCCAAAAUCCUAAACCACAAGUUGCACCCCCAAAACAACUCACACUCUCAGCGCCCCCCGCCACCCAGCAAUAGAUUAAACUAAAUGCACUCUACUCACUUAAAUAAACCAUAAACUAUAACUAGGAGCAACUAGCAUGGAAACUAAACUGCUAAUGAAAAAAAGAACAGAGAACAGAGAAAAAUAGUAAGCAAAAAGUCAUUGCGUGUAAGUUGAAAAAUGUGCAAGAAAGCAGAACUGCAAACCGUUUAAAAUUUUAAAUUUGUUGACCUCCACUUUCAAAUUGUUUAAACUAGCAUUUAAAUUUUAAGAGAAAUUGUUGUACACACUUGACUUAGUCAAUUUUUUGCCGAUUUGCCGACUGAGGGCGUGUGUUUUUUAUUUUUGGUAUGGGUUUACACAAAUUCAAUUUGUUUUAAAACAGAGCAAAAUAAUAUAUACAAUUCCUAGCUUAAUUAUUUAAUUUGAUAAUGUUAUAAAGAGAAAAGAAAACACUACCCUAAAUGAAAAGAGAAUGUGGCAAGCAAAUAAAAUUCUAAUAGUUUUAAGCGGUCGAAAAUAUACAAUUUUUUAACCCAUUACAUAGAGAGCCAUAGUUUUUAAAGCAGCGUUUUGUUAAUUUUAAUUGAUUAGUCUUAGUAGUUUUAAUUUCGAGCAUUGGCGGCAUACUUUGGAAACAAAAACACAAAAGCUGUCAAAGGCUAGCCUUCGUCUAAAUAUUAGUUAAUGAAGUAAACACAAACUAAUAAUUAAUUAAUUCGUAAUUAAUUACAAUUAUGCGAUAGGUAAAAAGAAAGUUCUGUACAAAGCCCAACUCCAAUUUGUAUGUAUAAAGCUAUAGCAGCUAUAGCAGGAGGAGGUAGCGAAGGAGUUUAACUAAAUUUGUAAAACAAACACUUUUUCGAAAGAAAAUAAUAUUUUCUAAAAAUAUAAUCUACGCCUUUUUAUGUUGGCCCAAUAA
Drosophila ananassae is the source of this 3003-nucleotide messenger RNA. RefSeq names its product adult enhancer factor 1 (gene Aef1). The record is from RefSeq and is a predicted model, not a curated record. Lineage: Eukaryota; Metazoa; Arthropoda; Insecta; Diptera; Drosophilidae. The transcript has 4 exons.